Molecule: messenger RNA, 1824 nt
Organism: Morone saxatilis (striped sea-bass)
Lineage: Eukaryota; Metazoa; Chordata; Actinopteri; Moronidae
Gene: ppm1la
Product: protein phosphatase, Mg2+/Mn2+ dependent, 1La
Exons: 4
Coding region: 572-1660 (362 amino acids)
Biological process (GO): protein dephosphorylation
Molecular function (GO): protein serine/threonine phosphatase activity; cation binding
Source: RefSeq, a predicted model, not a curated record
GGUCUCGUUCUCACUGUCCCAUGGUGGUUUGACACAGCUCGAGCAUGGAGGUGUGUGUGUGUGAAGAAUGUAAUGUUGAUGCACAGACUGAAUAGACACAUAUAUCCUAGAGAAGAAACGGGGUCAGCGGCAGGAAAAAGGAGGACACCUCUAAGUCAUAUCUUCGACUCUCGCCCUCCUCCGGUGACUCCCAUGUCUCUCCCCGGGGUGGGUCUAACCCAAAAAAUCCGCCAUCCAACAAUGGGCUGUGAGAGAUCGGCUCAACUCAGAGAAUCCUCUUGCAGCUGUUCAGAGAGCCGAGGAUAGGACCAAGACAUCGGACCGAGUCAAUGAGGGUGGCUUGUCCGCUUUUGUCCUGCGUCUCUCGGCCCGGUGUCUGGCAGCCAGCGGCGCACUGCGCGUAAAUGCGGUCAGAGUAGAGAAGACAGGCCUCCGCUGAACACUUUAAAUGUUGAAAUUCAGUCUCUGGCAGCCAUCGUGGUAGUGAAUCGAUUUCCUUAUAGUUCCGCUGAGCGGAUGGAGUGAAUUGAGCAAAAGGGGGGAGAGAUAGACUGCAGCUUGGUUGCGUGUGAUGAUAGGAGACACAAUGACGCUCUUGUCUCUUCUGGGUCGGAUCAUGCGCUAUUUUCUCCUCAGGCCUGAGACAUUGUUUCUGUUGUGCAUAAGCCUGGCGCUGUGGAGUUAUUUCUUUCACACUGACGAGGUGAAAACCAUCGUCAAGUCCAGUCGGGAUGCCGUGAAGAUGGUGAAGGGGAAAGUGGCGGAGAUGAUGCAGAAUGACCGGCUGGGAGGCCUCAGUGUCCUGGACGCAGAGUUCUCCAAGACCUGGGAGUUCAAGAAUAACAACGUAGCUGUGUACUCCAUACAGGGGAGGCGAGACCACAUGGAGGACCGGUUCGAGGUGCUCACCGACAUCACCAACAAGAGCCAUCCGUCCAUAUUCGGGAUAUUUGACGGUCACGGUGGAGAGGCUGCAGCUGACUAUGUGAAGGCCCACCUGCCAGAAACCCUGAGGCAGCAGCUGCAGUCCUUUGAGAGAGAGAAGAGAGAGAGCGCUCUCUCUUACGCCAACAUCCUCGAGCAGCGCAUCCUGACUGUGGAUCGUGAGAUGCUGGACAAGCUCUCUGCCAACCAUGAUGAAGCAGGAACUACAUGCCUAGUAGCGCUGCUGUCGGACAGAGAACUCACAGUGGCUAACGUCGGAGACUCUCGUGGUGUGUUGUGUGACAAAGAUGGGAACGCUGUUGCACUAUCACAUGACCACAAGCCGUACCAGCUCAAAGAGCGCAAGAGGAUCAAGAGGGCAGGAGGUUUCAUCAGUUUUAAUGGAUCCUGGAGAGUCCAGGGAAUCCUGGCUAUGUCCCGCUCUUUAGGGGAUUACCCACUGAAGAACCUCAACGUAGUCAUCCCCGACCCUGAUAUCAUGACCUUUGACCUGGACAAACUACAGCCAGAGUUCAUGAUCCUGGCGUCAGAUGGCCUGUGGGACGCUUUCAGCAAUGAGGAGGCCGUCCGGUUUGUCCGCGAGCGUCUGGACGAGCCUCACUUCGGCGCCAAGAGCAUCGUCCUCCAGUCUUUCUACCGCGGCUGCCCCGACAACAUCACCGUCAUGGUGGUGAAGUUCAAAAGUGGGGCUGGGGGUAGUAGCAAGGCCGGGUAGUAGGUGAGGGUCAAGUUUAGAGCUCACAUUGUGAUCAAUAUUUUCUAUGAUUUUACCCAUCUUCUGGAUGGAGACGCAAGUGUAAUAUCACAGGAGUGACUGGAGGAAGUUAAAGUAUGGACACUGAGAAUGGUACUUUUGACAGGUUCACACACAUACAGACA